CUCAGCUUCCCCACCAUCGGAGAAAACCGCAGGCAUAAUUUCUUGGUCAUCGCACAAUCAACUUCAAUUCAGUUCCGAAUCCCCGUCGGAGGAGCGGCCGGCAUCGCCAAUGGAGGCCCUUUCCUGGGUCGGAUGCUUCACCACCAGCUCCACCUCCCGCCUCCCCAGAGCCCUCCCGGUUCGCCGUCGCCGGAGAGCGGUUUUCACGCCGACGCCGCCGCUGUCGGCCCUGAGAGCAAGCGCCGGGCUAGUCGGUGAACUAGUCGAGGAGGAGACACUGAAAACGUUCUUGAAGGAAAGACAAUUGAGUGGGGAUUUCAUCUCCAAGGCUUCUGAUCUCCUUUGGCAAAGGGAGGCCCUGAAACUUGUCGAACCGGAUGUUGGGAUGCUUCCUGAUAGUCCUCAAGAGCCAGACCAGGUCGUUGAAAAUGACGAUGAUGGUGGGUUCUUGAAACUGUCAAAAACCAAUGAAUGGAUCUCAGGUGACAACUCUGCACCACUGAACAAGAAAGUCAUUGCUAAGGCAUUGCAGGAUGAUAGUGAAAAGAGGAGGAAGUUAAACCUACUCCAAUAUGAAGCUUUGAAGAGGGAAUUGAUGCUCUUAUCCAUUGGUAUUGGAACUGCGUGCACUGGAUACUGUUUGAUAGUUUUGUCAAUUCAGGCUGCUAUCAGUUAUGCUGUGGGAGUUCUUUUCAGUUGCUUGUACCUUCAGCUCUUGUGCCAGCAUGCAGACAACUUAUCCAGGGAAAUGAUUCCUCAGAUUUACAGGAAGAAGAAAUUGAAAAAAAUCGGAAUACGAAGUGAGGAUCUAAGUGAUUCAUUGGAGAGAACAAUUAAAGGAAGCACUAUGGUUCUUUCAUCUCCGAGGCUUGUAAUUCCUGCCGCCAUAUAUGGAUUAUGGGUCUUUUCUCAUCGGUAUAUUGGCAGUGACUUCUUUGACUUCCAGCUUGUUCCGGCCAUGCUUGGGAUGUUUGUAUAUAAAGCUGCCGCACUGGUUCAAGUUUAUCGAGAUAAUGAGGACCUUCGGCUUGUGUUUCCAGAGAACGAGGAAGGUUCAAGCUACUAAAUGCGAUGAUCUCAGACUCAGACUCCGCAUUUCCAGGGCACUUUGUCUGCCCAUUCACUACCCUACUCUCAAUGGAUGAAAUCAAAAUACUAUGGUGAUUCACAAGGUCAGCGAUGCACAAAGAUCGAUACUCUUGAUAUCCAUUGCUGACUUGCCUUUUAAGUUGACUGAAGAAGAUUCAAGCGGGCGAAGCUCAUUCGUGCUGUCACCUUCUAAGCUAUUUGAAUGUGAGCAGUACGAGUGCUCUGCAUCUAAUUUCAAGUCAAUUUCGUGAUCCUAGUUGGAAAGGGCUCAGCACUGUCUUGCUCGACUGGAGAAAGACUUCCAAGUAGCAGCAGAGCUUUUUGAUAAUUCUUUGCUCGGGCUCAGCUGUUUUAUUAGAUUAGCUCUAGAAUGAGAUAUGUGCUCUAAAGAUGUAUUUAGAAAUCUUUUCUCAUGCCAUUAAAGAUGAAAACGAGAAGAUUUAUGGUUGUUGUGAGUCCAGUAUAACGAACUAUUUUUGGGGAAAAAGUACUCUAUUCAA
Messenger RNA from Rhodamnia argentea, 1589 nucleotides. RefSeq lists its product as uncharacterized. The transcript has 9 exons. The coding region runs from base 110 to 1066 and encodes 318 amino acids. The record is from RefSeq and is a predicted model, not a curated record. Lineage: Eukaryota; Viridiplantae; Streptophyta; Magnoliopsida; Myrtales; Myrtaceae.